AAUUGGUAGACAGUUGCCAAUAUCGAUUACGAAGUAUCAGUAAUUUAUCACUGGUUUUUCUAUCUGGAUCGAUUUACCAAUUGAAUCCCCAUUGAGUGCCCCCAUUGCAUCCCAAUCAAUACCAAUUGGCAAUUUGGAGUACAUGGAAAGUAACAUAUUUUGUUUUGUUUGUUUUUGCUGUUUAUUUUUUGUGUAUUUGUUCUGCUUGUCAUUCAUUUUCUUUCGGAAUUUUGCCCCUCCGUUUUGUUUAAACUACACAACCGGUCAAUAUCUGCCCUGACUCUAUUUCACAGGGCAAGCUAUGAUUUUCUGAUAAAUGAAAAUGCAUUGAGUCGAGUCUAGAAUUCAUCGACUAGUCCUCAUUUGUCAGCAGGAAGGAAACCAAGAUCGCGAGGAAGUAGUCUCUUCAUUCAAGACCCCUUACAACAUCUUUCGAGAGCACCGAAACGACAAAGCCAAAGCAGCAGCAACUAAACAUUUCUUCUUCUUCUUCUUCUUUUUCUUCUGCUCGCAAUACUCGGAAACUUUUCCAAACAACUAGCUAAGCUGUUAUAUUUAUAGAGAUGGACAGGUAUUAUUUUUUAGAUGUUCAAUAAACUCUUCCGAACUUAAUUGUCUCUGCUCUUGUUGUUGGGGUGGUUGUGGUGGUGGUGGGCGGGUCACUGAAUAGCUGGAUUUGUGUUCGUCGAUCCUCCAAAUUUCAUCAUGGCUCGAUCCAGCCAUUGUACCGCUUCCGUGUCGCGCAUCCAAUCAGCUGAUGAAAUAACACACCCUCAGGCCCGAAUUCACAAAGGAGGUUUGUCGACAAACCUUGGUUUUCGUACGUCAUAUGACGCGUUUUAACGCGUUUUUUUUACAAACCUGUUCGUUAAAGUUCCUAUUGUACAGCUUCCGUAUCGCGAGUUCAAUCAGCUGAUGAAAUAACACACCCUCAUCGUUGAAAGUUAAACUUGCAAUUAUUCCUCUCAUUCUGUACCCCCUUCCUUUUGGACUGUAAUGAGGGGGAUCGCGAUGAGCGGAGACACCGCCCUGUGUGUGGGAUCGAUGCGUGUGAUAUAGAAGAAUACAAAUAAAAAGGGGACAGAAACUGGACUAACCAUUCAUGGACCUACUCCACGUUCGAAUGCAGGUUACACAACAGUUAAUAGUAUAAUACUAACUGUAAACAUCAGCUCAAACCUUCGAUCAAUAUAGUCUAUAAUUCACCUGUACGCGUCUGGGGUGUUUCUUAUUAUACAUAUUGGUCAGUAGACGCAUGAAUAGGUAUUUAAUAUACACCCGUAUAGGAUCCUAGCUUGCAGUUACAGGUGUUGUCUGAGAUUGAUUCUAUUCCAUAGCUGGUAACUUCUUGUCCAUACUAACCUAUGAUCCGAAUAACAAGGAAGGCGUACCCUUCUUUCUUGAGUAUACAAAUUGACAGAAACGGUGAUUAACUAGACAUGGCAAGGCUUCCAAGCGCUGGUUUACUCUUUGCGGCUGUCUUGUGCUUUGGACUCACUCCUCCCCCGGUUGCCACGGGGGCGAAAAUCAUGCUCGCGAUGACGAUGGUCUUAAACACCGUUAGUCAGCAUAUUCUGUUUUCUGCUAUUACGGAACCCCUGGUUGAACGUGGACAUGAAGUCAUACUCCUCACCCCUCAGUAUAAGGUCACUAAGGGCCUCACUGAGGGAGCCGUCACUGGGAAGAUCUUCUUUAAAACCAACCGGACAAAGGAGGAGAUGGAGGAGGUAGCUUCAGGCCUUCAGUCCAUUGCUCUUGGUUUUAGCCAAGAAUCUUUGAUGGAGAUCAUAGCAAGGAUGCGUAAGAUCUUUCCGAUGUUCUCCGAAGGAUGUUUUCGACUUUUCGAAGACCAGGAGACGUUAGAUCGCCUUAAGGCAGAGCAAUUUGAUCUGAUCAUCACCCUUCCAUUUUCCGGAUGCGAUGCCUUGCUUGCAGAGUACCUCAAGGUUCCUUUCAUCGUGAUGACUCCUCUUCGAAGGGCGCCCUCCUUUUCUGAAGACACCUUUGGAAUCCCCGCUCCAUCAUCAUAUGUUCCGUUCAGCGGAUUAACCACCUUUACCGAUCAGAUGACGUUCUUCCAAAGGACUGCCAAUAUUCUGAUGCGUUAUGUCACCGAGCCAAUGCUCAUGUACUUCACCCGUGUGGGUAUGAGUCAGAUUCAGAAGGAACAUAACAUCAGACCCGAUCUGACCCUUAAUCAGCUUCUUGGGAAAGCUCAACUCUGGUUGUCUCAAGGUCACUGGGCUUUUGAGUUCGCUACACCCAUUGCACCAAACUACGUCACAAUCGGCGGAAUCACCGUUAAACCAGUCAAACCAUUACCACAGGAAAUGAACGACUUUGUCGAAGGCUCUGGAGAUCACGGCAUCAUUGUGUUUACUCUGGGAUCUGUUGUUUCAUCGUUGAUGAAUGAGGAUCUCAAUGAAAAGUUGGCCAAAGUGUUCAGCGAGCUACCACAGAGGGUGCUAUGGCGAUUAAAGGGGACACGCCCACGUACCCUUGGAAACAACACGCUUGUCUCCGAUUGGCUACCACAGAAUGACCUACUUGGUCACCCCAAGACGAAGUUAAUGAUCUACCACGGCGGUGCUAACGGUAUCAAUGAGAUAGUCACCCACGGAGUACCGGUCCUAGUCAUGCCUCUAGCUGGUGAUCAGAUGGGUAAUGCUGUCCGCAUGCAAGCGAAAGGGAUGGGCCUCGUGGUCGACAAGAACACCCUCACGGAGGAGAGCUUUAGAGAGGCCCUUCAUGAGAUGCUGGAUAACCCCAAGUAUACAACUAAUGCGAAGAAAGCUGCCGCGAUAAUGAAAGAUGAAAUAGUUCCCGUCCGGGAGAAAGUUGUCUACUACAUCGAACACAUCUUGAAAUUCGGUGGUGAUCAUCUUCGAUCUCGGGCUCUGGAACUCAACUUCAUCCAACGAGAAUCGCUCGACGUCAUGGCGUUCCUUGCGGCUGUCGUCCUCGCAUUCAUCUUCAUUAUACGAUGGAUCGUUUGUAAAUGUUGUGGGCUAUGUUGCAGUAAGCAACAAAAAGCUGGCAAAUCUAAAUCAGAUUAGUUUAAGAAUGUUCACCGGUUCGUGAUAUAUAGAGUGUAAAACAGUAGGAAGGUAGUUUAGUGAUUGAUUUUUUUUUCUUCAUCUUCUCUCAUUUUGGCAUUUAAUAAACUCAAAUAUGCAAUAGAAUACCAUAAAAA
Molecule: messenger RNA, 3193 nt
Organism: Strongylocentrotus purpuratus (purple sea urchin)
Lineage: Eukaryota; Metazoa; Echinodermata; Echinoidea; Camarodonta; Strongylocentrotidae
Product: UDP-glucuronosyltransferase 2C1
Exons: 5
Coding region: 1440-3056 (538 amino acids)
Molecular function (GO): UDP-glycosyltransferase activity
Source: RefSeq, a predicted model, not a curated record